Pollicipes pollicipes is the source of this 603-nucleotide messenger RNA. RefSeq names its product serine/threonine-protein kinase SIK1. Gene Ontology annotation, molecular function: ATP binding; tau-protein kinase activity. The record is from RefSeq and is a predicted model, not a curated record. Lineage: Eukaryota; Metazoa; Arthropoda; Thecostraca; Pollicipedomorpha; Pollicipedidae. Gene Ontology annotation, cellular component: cytoplasm. Gene Ontology annotation, biological process: microtubule cytoskeleton organization; intracellular signal transduction; protein phosphorylation.
GUCGCGAUUAAGAUCAUCGACAAGAAGAGCUUAAGCCUGGACAACUUGAAGAAAGUGUACCGGGAGGUUGAAAUCAUGAAGCGGCUAAGCCAUCCGAACAUUAUCAAACUGUAUCAGGUGAUGGAAACUCAGAAUAUGCUGUAUAUUGUAUCGGAGUACGCCAGCCAGGGUGAUAUUUUUGAGUACAUAUCCCACAACGGCCGGCUGCGUGAGGACGAGGCGCAGAAGAAGUUCUCGCAGAUCGCGUCGGCGGUCGACUACUGCCACCGGCGCGGCAUCGUCCACCGCGAUCUUAAGGUGGAGAACCUUUUGAUAGACGCGGGCGGUCAGAUAAAGAUCGCCGACUGGGGCUUCAGCACCUUCUUCCAGCGGGGUGGUGCGCUGACCACCUGGUGUGGCUCACCGCCGUACGCGGCGCCCGAGGUCUUCGAGGGCAAGGUGUACACCGGCCCCGAGAUCGACAUCUGGAGCCUGGGAGUGGUGCUGUACGUGCUGGUGUGCGGCGCGCUGCCCUUCGAGGGCAGCACACCGUGCAGGCGCUGCGCGAGGACGGCGUUGCUGUCCGGCCGCUUCCUGAUCCCGUUCUUCAUGUCGACAGUGUGA